Molecule: messenger RNA, 4426 nt
Organism: Marchantia polymorpha subsp. ruderalis
Lineage: Eukaryota; Viridiplantae; Streptophyta; Marchantiopsida; Marchantiales; Marchantiaceae
Source: the annotation of a GenBank genome assembly
AAUCAUCGACAAGGAUCCUGGUGAGCCCGUACACUGUGACAGGAUUUGAGUUGCAGCUGGUUUUCAACAGAGAAUAUACUGAGAUUUCGAUAUGGAGUGCCGCUGUACAUUUAAGAGGACAGGGAGCACAAGUCAGCUCAAGAGCAGCGGAGACGAGACCGAGCCAAAUGUAGGCUCGUUCAUUGACAAACGAAAUUUAGAACAUGCUCGUCGUGCUCCCCCUUUUCCUCCUGCUGGUGGGUUCAAGAUUGUGGAGUUCGUGGAAAGAAGUAUAUGGUACAAGGAUCUGGCUACCGGCGAGCUCCAUAGCUUGGACAGCGUCAUCGGGAUGGACUCUCAGAAGGAGAUCAAGGCUGCAGCUGCAGCUGAUCCAAAGCAGGAGGAGAUUAUGGCUUGCACCCUCUCGAAGCCGUCGGAGACGAACCCUUUGGAAUCCAGAAAGCUCAGGAAGUCCAAGAAGAAUCGGCAGUCUGAUCACGAUCUUUCGAUUCAGACUCCAGCAGCAGCAGGUGGCAGAAUUGCCAGCAAUGUCGACGACGCUCUUGUGGCUAAUCACUCGCGGAGUGGUGCCGAAUCAUCUGAGCCCAUGAAGAGCAAGAGAUCGAGAAAAAAGCACCACGAUUCUCCAGGUGGUGAUGGAGGAGGAGGAGGAGAGGACACUCGCACUCCGGCAGAUAAUGGGAGGCUCGGAGAUCCGGAAUCUCGAGACCUGACCUGUGCCAUGGAUACCAAACGGUGCAAGCAGCAGCAGUGUCGUGACGAUCGUGGAGCCAGUGCUCACGCGACGGAUGGAGUUGUGGGAGAGAUUGUCUCCCGAUUUGAAGCAAGAGUGUCAUCCUUCACCGAGGCCAAGAAAUCCAAGAAGAAUCACACUUCCGGCUAUGGUGAAAGGAGUGCUUUAGCUGACGCUCAGGUCACUGAGCUCAGCGACGAUCAGGAUGUCGAGGCUCGUUCAUGGCUGCCUUCUGAAAAGCCACUUGACUCAUUGAAAGCUAAGAUGCCCAAGAAGAGUGGCUCAUCUAGUUGCAAACGAGAGCAAGCCCAUGAUCGAAACACAGACUGUCAAUCAUCUGCUGCUGCUGCUGCUGCAUCGGCUGACGAUAAUGAUGAUGAUGAUGAUGAUGAGAUCAUGCAGGAUGUGAUCGAUACUUCAAGCCUCGUGAAGGUCAAAAAGCUCAAGAAGCUCAAGAAGAAACCCUCGCCCCUCAGUCCUCAUCAGGCUGAUGGAAUUAAGGACUUCAAUGCAGCUGCUGCUGCUGCUCCUGAUCUCGGUGUACUUUCAAGGACCCUUGAUUAUGCACCGUCUGCAGUGGAGUCUUCGAAAACUCCCAAGAGGAAGCAAUCGAAGAGCUCCAUUGCUGCUGGCCUCGUCCAAUUUGGAGAAGAUGCUCGGCGAUGCAUCUCUUCUGAAGCUGCUGAUGGGACUCUCGUUCCUCGUUCUCAGACAUGCAGCCCUGCGAAGCCCAAGAAGCCCAAGAAGCAUCGCCCUGCCACGGGUGUCGAGGCGUCCAUCAUCGACCUGGACGACGAGGUCCAGGUCUUGGAAUCGCCUGUCCCAUUGAGCUCGAGGACGCCUGAGAAGGAGGCUUGUCGUUCGAGAAGUGCCAUGAAACACAGCAGCGUCCCAUCCGCAGCUGCAAUCGGCUGCAAUUUUGACGGUGGUGGAAUGUCCAAGGCGCCUCGAGACUCAUCUCGCGCAUCGCAAUCGAAGAAAUCCGAGAGGAAAUGCCGAGAUGAUGGUGGGCGAGGAUCGGAGAUCGUCGACGAGGGGAAGGUUCUCGCUGUGGCUGGUGGUGGCACUUUCAGUUCCAUGGCCACGAAGCCCAAGACGGCCGAGGCAAGUGACCAUCGAGCCAAGAACGAAAUCGUUGCAUCUGGUGGUAUAGAACUCAUAGAUCUAGACGACCAUGCAUUCGAUCAUUUCUCGAGUCCCUGCAAGAUGCCCAGAAAGCUGAGGAAACGGCGAAAGCACGAGUAUGAUGAGGAGGAUGAUGGUGGUGGUCAGGCCGACACCAUCUCCGCGGAGCUCGAGGCCGCUUCUCCUUCCAGAAGUCCUCCGCAUGCUGCUGCUGCGCGCUUGGACUCGUCGGGGUCCAGAACCCUCUCGAAGAAGGAGCGCAAGAAGCUCAAGAGAAUUGGAGGCCUGGAUGUCGAGCCUCAAGCUGGACAGAUCGUUCCACUCGGUCGCAGAGAUCUGAUCCACGUGAGGGAAGAUGCUGCGGAUGCUGACACCGAGUUGCUGCUGGAGGAGGCGGAGGAGAAUGGUGCCCGAGCUCAGGAGGUCCGAUUUCUCACGUCGAGGAAGAAGCUCAAGGGCAACAAGAGGAGACAGAGGAGCGGCGACGAGAGGGAGUGUGCCAGCGAAUUCCAUGGCGGCGAUUUGUCUCCGCUGCAGAUUUGCAAUCCCAGCGCACCGAAGAAGGUCAAGAAGAAGAAGCGGGUGAGAUUCCUGCUGCCGGAAGGAGAAAUUGUGGCUCCCGAGGACGAGGAAACGAGGAAACGGAGCUGGAGCUACGAUCACAACACGCCCGACUUGCAUUUCGGCAAAUUCACCGCACAGGAAGACGAGGCGAUCAAGACGGCCGUCGAUGGCUACAUCGAGGAGCGAGGCUGGGAUAAAGUCAAAGGCCUGGAGAUGCUUCUUAAUACCAGUUGCUACAAAGAGGCACGGGGCGCCUGGUUGAGCAUCGCAAAUUGUCUACCUCAUCGUCCGGUUAAACAAAUCAACUCAAGGGCUCGUCGUCUCUUGGAAGGUGGGAAACGGGGCAAAUGGCUCGAGGUGGAGUUACAGCAGUUAAGGACGCUGUUUCUGGAACACGGUCCGGACUGGAAGACGAUUGGAAGCAAGCUCGACCGACCUGCGCAAGUCUGCAAAGUCAAGUGGCGAAGCCUGAGGCAGGCUCCGGUGAAAACGGACUGUGAUCGUGGCCUCUGCAAACAUCCAGGACCGUGGACACAAGAGGAGAGAGACCAACUUCAAUCUUACGUUCUUCUGAAUCUGGAAUCCAGACGAGUGCUGCCCGAGCAUGAUGAAGUGGGUCGUAGUCGCUGGCGGCGGACUGAAAUAAACUGGGAGCAAGUUGCGGACCAGAUGAACCGCAGAGGCGGUGCUUGUGCUGAAGUGUGGUACAAGAAAAUUUACCCUUUCUUGUUCGAGGGAGGCUUCAUUUCAGAGCACGAGCCGGCUCGUCAUCUCAAAAGCGCGUUGAAGAGACCUUAACUCGAAUACCGGAUAAAUAGUAGCCAUGGACGGGGAGAAUCCGGAAGUAUGACAGACACGAGAUCAGACGGCAGCUUGGCGAUUCCAAAGGCAGAACCUAAGCAGUCCAAAGAGGAUAAGACGGGACUCCAGCGAUACAACCUCAUCGAUCUUCCCACUGAUGGCAAACAGAUGCUGCUCACAAACUCUCGCUUUUGAAGGCCACGGCAAAACGUAGCACGAGUUUCCAUCUCCGAAGGAAACAGAGUUUAGACAUCUCAUGCCAAACUUUCAGACAUUGAAUCUCAGACAGCAUGAACUAAUUCGUGAUGCACGUACAGGAAGGUUUCAUACGAACUGAGACGAAACAGUCUCAAAGAAAUCCUCAUAGAAGCAAUACUUGGAAGAAUAUUCUAUACGUCCUACUCUGCGUGGCGUUCUUGUUAGAAUGGUACGGGCAAAGGCCAGUAGAGGAAUAUCAGCGAGGCACUUACAGAUCAUUUCCAGCUUUUUGACAGUUUUGUACGAAACGACAUUCACAAAUGUGCUGUUCGGACAACUUUGUCCAUUUGAAUCAAAUGAUCGAUCGACGAGUUGUACCUUUCGUGCAUCGUGAGUUCACUUUCCAAGUACAAAGCUACACCACUGGCAUCGUAACUGUGAGAGGCUCGAGAGUAUUGAUUAAAAAAAACUCUCCAACCUCCUAUACAAGAUAUACUACAAGUGUGCACUCAAUCUACUUGAUUCAUUUAACUGCAUCUGCAGUAGAAACGGAAUGGUCCAUCGCUCAUAGAACGUUUUGGAUAUGCGUUGACAAUCUGAUUGGAACGCACAAUCCAUGCGUCUGGAAGGUCAUUUAUCAUGCUAGUCAGCAGAAUGACCGCCCGACUUCACUAUUUUCUUCCAGUUCGAGCCACUGGGACGGCUCAAUGAUGAUGGCUAAUAUUCUACAACUUGUACAAGGUUUCGUCUGAUAAGUUGACUGGUCAGUUAACGAUCUAAUCCAAUCGCGACAGGCUCAACAAACUACUGCAACCUGGGGUCGAUGUUGCACUUCCCGCAGAAAUUGCGUCAAAUUCGGACGGCCAACUGACCCAGGGAGCAACGCUUUGGGUUUCGAGGACUCUCGCUUCUUUAUGUGUAUAACUAUCGGGUCUGAACAUGCCUCGACACCAGCGACCUUCUUCGCCUCUGAUACCGUCACGGUUCGGGAUGUCAAUCCAUAAU